UUGAUGAAGAAUCUCUCGCAGGUCGCCGCGUAAGGUUUCCUUUUAAAAGUGAGUGACCAAGUCCCUUCUCACUCGAUCCCAUUCUCUAUCUCUCUCUCUCUUUGCGUUCCAGAACAAGAGAAGGUAUCCGCAAUUAGUCCGAGAAAAACAAGAGAAGAUAUCCACAAAAAAAAGACGAGAGGAAUUCCCAGAUGAGGUCGAUCGUCUCGUGUUUGAUCCCCUCAAAGUCCUCCCUCUCUCGAUUAUACACAUCAGGUCUAUUAAGAUAUGGAAGGCUACUGUCUACUGAUUCUAAUCACAUAGAUGAACCUUUCAAAGUAGAGGAAGCAAAGACAGUCAAAGUGCCACCUUCUCCAUCAGAUAAGUUGUUGGUAUUGGGUGGCAACGGCUUUGUUGGUUCACAUGUUUGCAGAGAGGCUUUAAAGCAAGGCUUGUCUGUUUCUAGUCUUAGCAGAUCUGGAAGGUCAUUGAUACGUGAAUCAUGGGCUGACAAAGUUGUGUGGCACAAAGGAAACCUUCUUGUACCUGAUUCAUUGAAGGAUGUUUUGAAUGGUGUAACUGCUGUGAUAUCAUGUGUUGGAGGCUUUGGGUCAAACUCUCAUAUGUAUAAGAUCAAUGGAACUGCAAACAUCAAUGCUAUCAGAGCAGCUUCUGAUCAAGGUGUAAAAAGAUUUGUUUAUAUCUCGGUUGCUGAUUUUGGUGUCGCAAAUUAUCUUUUACAAGGUCAUUAUGAGGGAAAGGUAUUUUUCUUUAAUAAUCUAGACAUUUAACUGUAUCUUUCUGGGGAACUACAGCAGUAAGUUUAGCUUAAGACACCCAAAUAAUUCAGCCACAAGUUUCAGUUAUUUGUAACUAAGGAAAAAUAGAACUUGAGGUGUAUAAUCAUUUAGACAAUUGUCAAUUAUUUCAUUGUUUAAAAGUAUUAAUAAAAAAAUGAUGGAUAUUUGUAGAUUGUUAAUGAAUGCUGACAUCUCAGUGUAUAAUCUAAAAUUUUUGCAGGUUGGCAUGCUGCAAUUGUUAGAGAUUUCUAAUGGACUAAGUUCUUGGAGUUAUCAGUUGUUUGAUCUAUCAUUCAACAGAGCUUGUAGAGCAGUAACUCUUACAAAGAAAGCCCAUUUAAUCUAUAUGUUAGAGUGGCUCUAAGAAUCUAAUUCUUUCAAGGAACUGACUUGAUCUAAACGAGACAUGUAAUGUCCAGUUCUAACAACUUUUGAAAAUGAUUUGUGUUUGGGUCACAAAAAGUUGGGACCUAGCUGAAACCUGAUUCAGGUGAAUCUAGGUUCCUGUCUGGUGGUUUUUCUUCAACUAUAACUCAUUCUUGAAAAGGUUUCAGUUGUAGUUCGAUCUAACCAUACCAGGUCAAAUCUUCUAAAGUUUUGAACUAAAGGAUUUGAUCUAUUCUGACUCAUUUAGCUUUAAUAAUGGAAUCACCCCUAAUUGGCCAGAAAUAUCAAGCAGAAAUCUAAAUAGGCUGAAAUUGUACAAGACCCUGGCUUGAUCCGAUUGAAUUGUGGCCUUAAUAAAUCUUUCUGAUUCAUCAGCUAGUAUUUAGUUGAUACAUGACUCAUACUCUACUAUUUAGGUGAAUUAGAGGGCCUUCUUACAACUUGACGCUUCUUUAGUUAAAUGAGCAUGCUGUUCGCAUUGACAGUGCCAUCAACAAAGCCAAUGACUCAUAUGACAUCACUGAGAAAAGGGUCAUAUCUAUAGAUGACUUGUGGAUUUGACUAGGCGAAAUUUAUAACUAAUUUGAAUGUUACAUUUUUAGCUUUCAGAUUUUUCUUUUCUAUUGUUUUUUCUUACGUUGGACCUGUAGUGAAAUAGUUACUUCCCCAGCUCUCAACGUAGUAUCUUAUGUAUGGUUUAUCAUUGUGUUGAACCUUAUAGUGGAGUGGCUCAGGAACUUUAGCUAUCUGUUAUUUGGGGGCUCAAAAUAGUAGAUACCAAUGCUACACAGAUAUGGGCAUGCAGAAUUAUUUUAAUUUCACAACCAUGGUAUGCAUAAUUGUUAAAUGAUAAAAUGCUGAAGUCUGUGAUAAAGUGAGUUUCACCUCCGGUUUUCAACUUCUGACCUCAGGAGUCUUUUUGGCAAUCCUAUAUUGCAGUUCAAAGCAAACAAGCGGUUAUGAAUUGACUGUAAUCAAACUAGACUAGGCGGUUGUAUAUUGUGGGCAUGAUUCUCAAUCUCCUCAUCAUUAUCGUUUUAAUAUAAUAAAUGAUAACAUUAACCAGAAUUAUCAAGCUUGUGCCCUAUUAGUUUAGCAGAAUACAAUUAAAGUAGUAAAAAGACUAAAAAAGCGAACCAAAAAGAGAGACAUUUCUUAUCAUUUAUUGAUGCUAGAAUACUUAGGCUAGAUUUCUAUAGCACAGGAUCUGUAGCAAGUAACAUUAUGAUCAAAAAUCACGAAAGUUGAAAAAUUAUGUAGCUAGUUUCCAUCAUUAAACAAAACAACAAUAGUGUUUGUGUUUAUGAAUUGGGCUGGUUAGAUAGUGGUUACAUAGCAUGUUCAGUAUAUGCACAUGUUAUUUGUCAUACUUUGAAUGUUUGUCUUGUUAGAGGUAUGGUCAACUUCAAACAUAUAAAUUGGGCAUUCCCCCUACUCCGGGUUUUGAAUGUACUGCAAUUGUCAUAAACAUGAAGAUAUUACAGCAUCAGCUUCUCUUCCCAGACCUCCACUACAAAUUUGGACACGUACCUUGAGAGAUCUGCUCAUCUUUUGCCAGUCACCAUCAGUGGAUUGAGCUAUGAGCAUGCCCUCUUUGAGUGAACAACUUCUUUGUGUCAAGUCUUUAAUUUAAAUGGGGACCUAUUGGUGGUUGGCUGCAACUUCUUUUGGUGGAUAUGGCACAAGUUUUAGGAGUCCAAGGAUUCCUCAUUAAAUAACAUCCAAUGCUUUAAAUUAUCUUUAGAAUUUAUAAAGUGAUUGCUGGAGCCCCUACCUUUUCUGUCAAAAAGAAGAAAGAGAGAAAUGUCCAAAUCGGAUGAAAUUUUGAUGUUGGUAUACAGAGUGCAAAAAUCUUCAACAUUACUUCUGUCUAUUAUUGUCCUGUGGAGACCCAAAAUUCUAUCACUAGGCUGUUUUAAUUCUUUUUCAUCUUUGUGGCUCCAACUAACUUUAUCAGUAUGCUUUUUUCCGAGCUACUUUAUGCAAGGAAAUAAUACCUUCCUUAAUCCAGUCAGGUUCUCGAUUGAGUUGAUUUUGACAAUUGAUUCAAAAUCGUGUUGUUAACGGUCAAUAUAUCUUGAAAUUUAUUAUCACUUGCUCUUCAUGUUGUUUUCUGUAGUUCUUUUUUGUUGUUAGAUUUUAUCUUCUCCGCCUUCUGAAUCUUCUUGCUUCUUCUAUUCAUGUAGGCCAGCAUGCCAUAGCUAUUUUAAAAUUUGUUCCUAGAAUUUGUUCUUUGUCGUUGGUUUGUCACUUAUUGACAUUUUCAAGGAUUUGGUUCUCACUUUUCUUAUCUUGGACCUGUAUGUUCUUGAUACUUGGUCGCCUUGCAUUUGCGACAUGGUAUAAGAACGGAAAAAUAGAUUUUGACACGCCAAUAGAUCCGGAAUGCAGCUA
Phoenix dactylifera (date palm) is the source of this 3560-nucleotide messenger RNA. NCBI's taxonomy places the organism in Eukaryota, Viridiplantae, Streptophyta, Magnoliopsida, Arecales, Arecaceae. The record is from RefSeq and is a predicted model, not a curated record.